This is a messenger RNA of Colletotrichum acutatum, 326 nucleotides long. RefSeq lists its product as uncharacterized. The transcript has 2 exons. The record is from RefSeq and is a predicted model, not a curated record. NCBI's taxonomy places the organism in Eukaryota, Fungi, Ascomycota, Sordariomycetes, Glomerellales, Glomerellaceae. Bases 54 to 218 code for a protein of 54 amino acids.
GUAACCUCUUCUGGUCUCAAGUGUAUGAGGGUAGAGAAAGGAAAUGUAUUGGAAUGAUACCCGUCUCAACUUGGAGUCGUCGUUUCGCCGCAACGUUGCUUCUCAGACAUAGAGUCAGGACACCUGAAUUUCGUCUACCUCUCAUGGCAUACUCCGUAUCCGUGAUUCCACUUGGGUUUGGGUUGCUUUUAUAUUCGGCGGAGGAAACUGUCGUUUGAAUGGUUCCAAUUACCGGCAUAAGUAUCGUUGGCGUUGGUGUCAUAAAUGCCUUUAAGCCCCCUUGCGUCAUACCUCGUUGACGCAAUCAGCACACACGUCGCCUCCGC